Molecule: messenger RNA, 2239 nt
Organism: Syzygium oleosum
Lineage: Eukaryota; Viridiplantae; Streptophyta; Magnoliopsida; Myrtales; Myrtaceae
Product: protein PIN-LIKES 6
Exons: 11
Coding region: 475-1728 (417 amino acids)
Biological process (GO): endoplasmic reticulum to cytosol auxin transport
Cellular component (GO): membrane
Source: RefSeq, a predicted model, not a curated record
UUAAGAAAAUAUAAAUAGGGGUAGAUAGAUAAAAAAAAAAAAGGCUCCUCUUUUAUUUUCUUGAUCCCUUACUUAAAUCUCGUUUUCGAUUGCGGAGAUGAUAAAUUUUUUCGCUGCUGCUGCUGCUGUUGCAUCCGGAAGAGCCCCCUGAAACGCUCCGAUCGGAUCAACCCCGCUUCUUCUUCCUCCUCCUCCAAGUGUUGCCCGCACGCGCGCACCUGUUAUGUAUUUGAGAAUCGAGCAAAAUUGUUGAACAGGGCAGUAUUUGGUCCUCGGACUUGAAGGAAGUCUCGAACUUCUCUGAAUCGGACUCGACGGUUUGCAUCUGAGAAGCUUCGAGCUGAAUUUCAAUGAGGAUUGGAUCCCUAAUCGAGCUCGAUCGGAGGCGUUUUUGUUGAUCAAUUGUUUCAGAGGUUUCGAGGCGGUGUUGGUGAAUGUGCAGGGGGAAAGUCUCCUCUGUGAAGGGCGGAGAGUAUGCAGAGAUUCUUGGCGAUGGCGGCGGAAGCUCAGGUCGGGGGAGAGUCGCUUAUGGCAACCAUCAAGAUCGCCGUGCUCCCGAUUGCGAAGGUGUUCACCAUGUGCUUCCUGGGCUUUCUGAUGGCUUCCAAGUAUGUUAACAUCUUGCCUGCCAGUGGGAGGAAAUUACUGAACGGGCUGGUCUUUUCACUUCUGCUUCCAUGUCUGAUAUUUUCUCAACUUGGACAAGCCAUCACUUUGGAGAAAAUGAUCGAGUGGUGGUUCAUUCCAGCUAAUGUUGUUCUAGGAACCAUAUCAGGAUCACUUAUAGGUCUAGUCGUGGCGUAUAUUGUCCGGCCGCCUUACCCUUUUUUCAAGUUUACAAUCAUACAAAUUGGAAUAGGGAACAUUGGGAAUGUGCCACUUGUCCUGAUUGCUGCUUUGUGUAGAGAUAAAUCCAAUCCAUUUGGAGAUUCAGGAACAUGUAGUACAGAUGGGACGGCGUAUAUAUCAUUUGGGCAGUGGGUUGGAGCAAUUGUCUUGUACACAUAUGUUUUCAAUAUGUUGGCACCUCCUCCAGAAGGAACCUUUUACGUUGAGGAAGCAAAUCUUCCCAUUAGAGAUCCUCCAAAAGAUGGUGCACAAAUCCCAAAAGAUGAUUCUCCAGAACAAGCUCUGCUGCUUACACACGAUGAUGUGCAGUCAAAUUCAAAUCCUCAGAAGAAUGGGAAGAUGAAGCAAAUCCUUGUAUUUCUAUAUGAAAAACUGAAACUCAAGCAGAUUCUUCAGCCUCCAAUCAUUGCUUCUAUCUUGGCCAUGGGUCUUGGAGUGAUACCAUUUUUCAAGAAAUUGAUCUUUACUUCUGAUGCUCCACUUUUCUUCUUGACUGACGGCUGCAUUAUUCUUGGGGAGGCCAUGAUUCCGUGUAUCUUGUUGGCAUUAGGAGGCAACCUUGUUGAUGGUCCCGGAAGUUCAAAACUCGGUCUACGUACUACUGCUGCAAUUAUUUUUGCACGUUUGCUUUUGGUGCCUCCAGUAGGUCUUGGUAUUGUCAUGCUUGCUGAUAAACUGGGCUUCCUCCCAGCUGGUGAUCAGAUGUUUCGAUUUGUCUUAUUGCUGCAGCACACAAUGCCAACUUCAAUCCUGUCUGGUGCGGUUGCUAACUUACGCGGCUGCGGUAGGGAGGCGGCUGCUGUCCUGUUUUGGGUUCACAUAUUCGCGGUCUUAUCUAUGGCUGGAUGGAUCACUCUGUACCUCAAUCUACUGUUCUGAAUCUGCAGCGCCCUCUCAGCUCAGCGACAAGCCUGUUAUUCUUUCGCUUGUUCUGCAUUUCCAAAUUCAGUGACACGUGUGCAGAUCAACGCGGUAUCGAGAAUUCUUUAUAUGGAAGAGAAAAGCAAGGGGUGAUGAUACGCUCGAGAAAGGCGCACGCGGAGUCUUUCCCGAUCUCUGAUAUGUAUCUAAUUAUCAUUCUCCCGUAUUAGUCAUCCUUUCUUUUUACUUCCACUUACUAAUUACUGUUAUAUCGGGAAGUAAAAGGAAAUCAACAGCUUGUAAGUUAAGAAGUUGGCCCAGUUCUAAGGAAGAUAUCUCCAUUUGCUCGUUACGAAAAAUUGUCUCGUUCGAUCCUGUGUGGCCGUACUGUGCAGCAGGCCGAAAUGUUGAUGCAUCAUCACUGAACCACUAAGUGAUGUUUUAAAGUGGCAAUGGUUCCUGAUUAUGUGCUGUAAGCAAGUAUUGAUUUUUUUGCAAUGAGGGUUUAGGAGGGGUCUAUUUGAGGGCA